GCGAGCCCCGCCGCGGCCGAGGGCCAGGGCCCGCGCGCCUCCGUGGUGUCGGCGACGCGGCGGGAGUGGCUGUGCCUGCAGCUGCCGGCCGCCGCCGGCGAGAAGGGCACGAAGGGCGAGGCUCGGGAGCCUCGAGACGGGGGUCAAUGCAGACGGGGGUCGGCCACGGCACCGGAUCCUGCAGGAUCCUGCGAAAACCCCCUCUGGCUGACCUGGGUCAGC
Molecule: messenger RNA, 222 nt
Organism: Prorocentrum cordatum
Lineage: Eukaryota; Dinophyceae; Prorocentrales; Prorocentraceae
Source: the annotation of a GenBank genome assembly